AUGACGGCGCUUUCCUCUUCUUUCUCGUCCAGAAGACGUUCGACGUUUCCGUCGUCGUCGUCUUUAAGCAGGAGGAACAAUUCGAAGAGGGUUCGUCCUCCCAAAGCGACGAAUACGAAGAAGAACGAAGAGGACGAGGACGAAGACGAUGAAGACAACGCGGAAACGGAAACGAUUUCACUAACCUCGAACCAAGCAAGAAUCGCCGCCUUGGCGUUCGAUGUCCUCUACAACAAACCGUUCUUAAACGAGGAGCAGAUGAUGAAAGAUCCGGAACGACCAAAGUUACGAUUGAUGUUGAGAGAAGCCAUCGACCGAGCGGAACAGUUGUGCAAAGAAGAACGAGAGGAACGAGAAGGAGGAGACGGGAGUAAUAAUACUAGUAAUAAAAGAGAAGAGUGCCGCGCGGCGUGGGAAAUCGUGGACGAGUUGGAAGAUGCAGCCAUGCGAGCUGGGAUGAGUCGGACGAAUAGGACCGUGGAGAGUCGUAGCGGGAGUAGUAGUAGUAGUAGCGAGAGUAGUAGUACGAGCAAGACGAAGCGCGCGCAACCGCCGAGAAGGAUACCGAAGAUGAGCGAAGUCGGUCUUACGGAAGAGGAGCUGAAAGAACGCGCGAUGAAGGCAAAAAGAGUGGAUCCGUUCGAGGACCCUUUGAAAGAUUUAGAUCCGUGCGGGCCGUUAGGAUGCGAGGCUGAAACCGGCGAGAUGAACAGUCGAGGGAUAUUGGAGAGGGCGAUGAUGAUUCCAAACAAAGAGGAGAGGUCUAAAUUCGACGAGGAGAGCGAUAAAACGUUGGCAAAUGCGAUUAGCGAAGCAGUGGAGAAGGCUAUGUCUUUGUGCGACGAAGGUGGGGACGCGUGCGCGACGGCUUGGGAAGUCGUGGAAGAGUUGAGCGCGAGCGCGAAUAAACGUAGAAGGGAGAAGCGAGAGGAAAAAGAGGAGGAGUAA
Bathycoccus prasinos is the source of this 948-nucleotide messenger RNA. RefSeq lists its product with no specific name. The coding region runs from base 1 to 948 and encodes 315 amino acids. The record is from RefSeq and is a predicted model, not a curated record. NCBI's taxonomy places the organism in Eukaryota, Viridiplantae, Chlorophyta, Mamiellophyceae, Mamiellales, Bathycoccaceae. The transcript has a single exon.